Aspergillus mulundensis is the source of this 543-nucleotide messenger RNA. RefSeq names its product DUF202 domain-containing protein. The record is from RefSeq and is a predicted model, not a curated record. The transcript is spliced from 2 exons. The coding region runs from base 1 to 543 and encodes 180 amino acids. Lineage: Eukaryota; Fungi; Ascomycota; Eurotiomycetes; Eurotiales; Aspergillaceae.
AUGCCGGAAACCACACCCACGCCCUCAGGGCCAGAGCAGGACUCUGCCCCAGCCCGCACGCGACCGCCAUAUAACCCCUUAGUUAACCCGACAAAUGCGAAGCCCGUGCUAGUGGAAGAACACCUAGAAUCCCGCACACACAUCUUCCUAACGCGCCCGUACCUCGGGGCAUUACUCUUCGAAAACGCCGCCUCCGACGCCCGCGACCACUGCGCAAACGAGCGGACGUUCCUCUCCUGGCUCCGCCUCUCAAUGUACCUCGGCAUCGUCUCCGUCGCGCUCAUCAUAUCCUUCAACUUCAAGGCCGAGCCGUCACCGCUUGAGCGCCGCAUGGCCCUGCCUAUGGGGAUUAUCUUCUGGGUGCUCAGCUUGGUGAGUCUGGCCAACGGGCUGGCGAACUAUGUGCGCACGGUGAAGAAGUAUAGUCGCAAGGCGGCGCUUGUGCAGAGCGGGUGGAAGACGCAGAUGACGUUUAUGGUUGUGGGCGGCGUUAUACUGGGGAGUUGUAUUGUUUUGCUUGUGACGGAUGCGCAUCGGUAUUAG